Molecule: messenger RNA, 3208 nt
Organism: Bufo bufo (common toad)
Lineage: Eukaryota; Metazoa; Chordata; Amphibia; Anura; Bufonidae
Gene: ZHX1
Product: zinc fingers and homeoboxes 1
Exons: 3
Coding region: 490-3126 (878 amino acids)
Biological process (GO): regulation of transcription by RNA polymerase II
Cellular component (GO): nucleus
Molecular function (GO): DNA-binding transcription factor activity, RNA polymerase II-specific; DNA binding
Source: RefSeq, a predicted model, not a curated record
UACCACAGAAACCAUUUUCCCCGCCUACAAUUACCGCCAAAAAAAAUCCGACCCUCGCACGAAAACGUCACGCCGGUCCCCUCAAUAAACGCAUUUUUAUUUCCACGUCCGCCAUUAAUUUAUCCACACGGAGAAAAUAUCGAAUAAAUAGUUUUUUUUGUGGCGGCUUUUUUUUUUUUCUUCCCCCAGAACAGACGGGCGGAGAAGUCUUUCCCUCAGCAGUCAUAGCAGCAGCAGCAGCAGCCGCCCCUGUGUAGUCGCCAUGUGUAAGAUGGCCGCCAUGCAGGAGGAGGAGGCGGUGGCGGCGGAGGAGAGCUGAGCUGGCGGCGGGAGCAGAAAUUCAUCAUGAACCUAACUUGAUACUACUGUACUACAGCAUUACAUCACAUGCUCAAGAGAAGUAAAUUUUAAGGCGCUGUUUGGAACGCAGAAGACGUUACCGACAGGUGGAUUGACACUUGAAGUUUCUAACAAACUCUCUAUAGCACUAUGGCAAGUAAACGGAAAACGAAAACUCCUUGCAUGGUCCUUGCAAGUGAGCACGAUACCGAUCUAGGAGUCAACUCUGAUGGAGAGGAAAGUCCACCUUUGCCUACUCCAGCGGAGCAACCCGUGCCAGAGAGCGCAGUGCCUGAGAGCAUAUCAAGCGAAGACGAUGCACUAGAACCCAAUGAUUCUGACAAUCAGCAGAAUAAAGCUGUAGAAGGUGGUUACGAAUGUAAAUACUGUUCAUUUCAGACAACUGACUUAAAUAUGUUUACCUUUCAUGUGGAUUCUGAGCAUCCCAACGUUGUAUUAAAUUCUUCCUAUUUUUGUGUGGAGUGUAAUUUUCUCACGAAACGUUACGAUUCACUUUCUGAGCACAACACGAAGUAUCAUCCCGGAGAGGAGAACUUUAAGUUGACUAUGGUUAAGCGCAAUAAUCAGUCAAUAUUUGAACAGACCGUUAAUGAUCUAACAUUCGAUGGGAGCUUCGUCCAAGAAGAAAACCAGGAACAAUCAGAGUCAAACUCGUCUGCGAUAUCCAUCAGUAAAACCCCAAUAAUGAAAAUAAUGAAGGAUAAGUCAGAGAAGAAACGAAUCAGUGUACAACAAAAUUCCUCCGAAGAUGGCACGGAAGAAAACGACUCGAUAACAGAGAAUGAGCCUAAGCCAAAAUCGCAAGAUACCAGAGAGUCAAAGCCAACUGUGGUCGCUCCUGAGCCUGUGAAACCGAGUGUUACGAUUGUGACAAGUGCCCAAGAAUUACCAAGUACUGUUCUUACUCCUGCGAAUGUUCUUCAACCAGGAGUGGCACAAGUGAUUACGACUGUACAGGCGCAGCAAAACAUCCUCUCGAAAGUCCUAAUCCCCAUCAAUAGCAUUCCUACAUACAAUGCUGCAUUAGACUGCAACCCUCUUUUGCUGAGUAACUACAAUAAGUUUCCAUACCCAACAGUUUCUGAGAUCACCCUCCUCGCUUCACAAUCUAAAUGCACAGAAGAACAAAUAAAAAUCUGGUUUUCUGCACAACGACUAAAGCAUGGUGUUAGCUGGACACCCGAAGAAGUAGAGGACGCUCGACGAAAGCAAUUUAAUGGCACUGUACACACGGUCCCACAGACAAUAACUGUUUUCCCAGCUCAGAUUUCUUCCGCUGCCAAUGGCUUGCCUUCCAUUUUACAGACGUGCCAAAUAGUUGGCCAGCCUAGCCUCGUACUUGCACAAGUAGGAGGAACGGGCACAAUACCCGUGACGACACCAAUAACAUUGACAGUGGCUGGUGUCCCAACUAACGCCCAACUCCACGCAAGCCACCUUCCCCAAAUGCAAGCAGUGUCUGAAACAAAGAGGAUUGCUGCCAUUCCCAGUGCGCAGUUACCCAAGCAGGAGCCUACCAUGAUAACAGAUAUGUUUGGUAUGCGCUCCAAGAAAACGAAAGCGCAGUUGACAGCCCUCAAAAUUAGCUAUCUAAAGAACCCGUUUCCAAAUAAUAGCGAAAUUGACCGUUUAAUACGUUUCACAGGAUUGACGAAAGGUGAAAUCAAGAAAUGGUUUAGCGAUACAAGAUACAACCAAAGAAAUUCCAAGGGGAGCCAUGGCAUCCAUUUCCCAAGUGAUUCUAGUGGAACUAUAAUUAUUGAUUCUAGCGAUGAAACCACUGAAUCCCCGACUCCUCCGGCAGUCCUGACUUCACAUCGUAGGCAAAACUGGAACGCCUUCCCAGAUUUCACCCCACAGAGAUUCAAAGAAAAGACAGUGGAACAGCUACAGAUUCUUGAGGAAAGCUUCCUUCGAAACGACGUACCUACAGAUGAGGAAUUGAGCCGGUUAAGGGUUCUUAGCAAACUGACAAGACGAGAAAUCGACGCUUGGUUCGCAGAAAGGAGGAGGACAGGUGGCGUAAAGGAUGAACCUGUACUUUUUGAUGAGGAGGAAGGAAUUAAAGAAGAAAUGGACCCUGAAAAUGCUUAUGUAAAAGCUGGGGCAGCUCUUGCUAGUAAACUAGGGAAAAAGACCCCAGAGCAGCUGCUUAUGCUUAAGACCUUCUUUGUUCGUAACCAGUGGCCUACAGGAGACGACUAUAAUAAGCUGUCGGUGGAGACUGGUCUUGCAAGAAGUGAUGUUGUUGGGUGGUUUGGAGACACCAGGUAUGCUGUUAAAAAUCAUCAUUUGAAGUGGUUCUACCGAUAUCAAGUAAACGGCAGCCUCUCCCCUAAUGCUGUUAAUGGACAGGGCUUUGUACGGAAGAGAGGGCGAGGCAGGCCUAGGGGUAGAGGAAGAGGGAGACCCAGAGGGCGCCCUAAAGGAUCCCGAAGAGCAAAUAGCUGGGAAAGGGCGCCAGCUCCAGUAAAACAGAAGACUGGAAAAGCGGUACUUAAAGACUACUACUUAAUGCACAAAUUUCUUAAUGAGGAAGACUUGGAUGAAUUGGUUGCAAAAUCUCAGCUGGGUUAUGAGCAGGUGAGGGAAUGGUUUGCAGAACGCCUUCAAAGAGAGGAUGCUGGUAUGGAUCCAUUUGAAAUUGAGGAGGAAGAUGAUCUUCUGGAUGAUCCGGAUGAGGAGGAAGAAAUUGACACUGAUGAGAGUGAUAACUGGGAACCACCGAAACAUCUUAAACGGAGACUUUCAAAAAUGGAAGACUGAAAUGAAGGAAAGUGACAUCAACGGAGGCGAGAACAGUGUUGCAGUGUCCAGUUUACUGUGAAAUACACGGAGAUCCUCUCUC